AUCGAUGGAAAGGUGGCAGCGGCAGUCGCCUGACCCAUAGGGGUCCUGGGACCAGGGCUGCCGCCUCCUCCCCACGAACAGCGGCGACAGGGGCGCUGACAGGAUGCCUACGGCUGGUAGGACCUCAGCCUUGGAGGUGAAUCGCCCGCGGAGCGCGGGGGCGGAGCGCGAGCCCGGAGCUGGCCCGUCAGGCAGGAAUCGGGCAAGUGCGGUGGCGGAAGUGCCAGGACGCGGUCGGAGCCGAGCCGUCUAGGAAGCCGCGGCCGCGGGUCACCAAACCCAGAGCAGCCGCCCAUCCUCAGCCAGACCGCAGCGACUAGGGCUCGGGCGUCGGUAAGAUGCCUCUGUUCACCGCCAACCCCUUCGAGCAAGACGUGGUCUGGAGACAGAAUUCCAAGAUAAGGUGCUGGCAGAUUUGAUGUCUGGUGAGAGCCAGCUUUCCAAUUCAUAGAUGGUCAUCUUCUUCCUGUGUUCUCUCAUGGCUGAAGUGGCUCUGAGAAAAAGCCACAAAUGAGUAUAACACUACAGAAGAUUGGAGUCUUAUUAUGGACAUAUGUGACAAAGUUGGAAGCACACCUAAUGGAGCAAAAGAUUGCCUAAAAGCCAUAAUGAAAAGGGUAAAUCAUAAGGUUCCUCAUGUUGCUCUGCAGGCAUUAACCCUUCUUGGGGCUUGUGUGGCAAACUGUGGAAAGAUAUUUCAUUUAGAAAUAUGUUCCCGUGAUUUUGCAACGGAAGUACGUGCUGUGAUAAAAAAUAAGGCUCAUCCUAAAGUAUGUGAUAAACUGAAAUCUUUAAUGGUGGAGUGGUCAGAAGAAUUUCAAAAGGACCCUCAGUUUAGUCUAAUAUCUGCAACUAUUAAAUCUAUGAAAGAAGAAGGAAUUACUUUUCCUCCAGCAGGUUCUCAGACUGUUGCAGCUGCUGCCAAGAAUGGUACGUCAUCGAACAAAAACAAAGAAGAUGAAGACAUAGCUAAAGCUAUCGAAUUAUCGUUGCAAGAGCAGAAGCAGCAGCACACAGAAACAAAAUCCUUAUAUCCACCUGCAGAAGUUCCAUUAAAUAAUAAAGUUGCAAGGAAAGUGAGAGCUUUAUAUGAUUUUGAAGCUGUCGAGGACAAUGAACUCACCUUUAAACAUGGUGAAAUUAUUAUUGUUUUGGAUGACAGUGAUGCCAAUUGGUGGAAAGGAGAAAAUCACAGAGGAAUAGGACUCUUCCCAUCUAAUUUUGUAACAACUAAUUUAAACAUAGAGUCUGAGGCAGCAGCUGUGGACAAAUUGAAUGUAAUUGAUGAUGAGGAGGAGGAAAUUAAGAAAUCGGAGCCUGAGCCUGUUUAUAUAGAUGAGGAUAAGAUGGAUAGAGCCCUGCAGGUACUCCAGAGUAUAGAUCCAACUGAUGCAAAACCAGACUCCCAAGACCUCUUGGACUUAGAAGAUAUCUGCCAACAGAUGGGUCCAAUGAUAGAUGAAAAACUUGAAGAGAUUGAUAGGAAGCAUUCAGAAUUGUCUGAAUUGAACGUAAAAGUCUUGGAAGCUCUGGAACUAUAUAACAGAUUGGUGAACGAAGCACCAGUGUAUUCAGUCUAUUCAAAGCUCCAUCCUCCAGCUCAUUACCCACCUUCAGCUGCGGUUCCAAUGCAGACAUACCCAAUUCAGGCGCAUGGUGGAAAUUACAUGGGUCAAGGCAUUCACCAAGUCGCUGUUGCCCAAAGCUACAGUUUAGGACCAGAUCAGAUUGGUUCACUGAGAUCUCUGCCUCCAAAUGUGAAUUCCUCAGUGACAGCACAACCUGCUCAAGCUCCAUAUUUAAGCCCUGGACAAGACACUGUUUCCAAUCCUACUUAUAUGAACCAGAACUCUAAUCUUCAAUCAGCUACUGGUGCAGCUGCUUACACACAUCAGAUGGGGAUGUCUGUGGAUAUGUCCUCUUACCAGAACACUACUUCCAAUUUGCCGCAAUUGGCAGGCUUUCCAGUGGCAGUUCCAGCUCAUUCAGUUGCACAGCAGCAAACAAAUUACCAUCAGCAGCCUCUCCUUUAGAAACAAACCAAGCUUUUUUCUUGAAAGCCUUCAUAAGUGUAUUACUCAACCUUUAUGAUUCUAAUCUGAAGCUAUUAAAAGAAAAAUUUUUUUUUCUGACCUCAAAAAGACCAUGAAUAAAUAAAGCACAAAAACUUCUCUUACUAUACUAGGCCAUAAAAGGGUUUUUUAAAUCCAGUUUGUUUGAAGUCAAACUUUUGAAGAGGGGCAGCUUUAAGUUGCUUCUAGUUAGUUUUGUGUUUGUUUCAAAUUUCUCUACACAAAUCUGGACACCCAAUAAGUAGCCUUAUGACACUAAGCAGCAUGAGAUGGGAGUGUUAACAUUUUACUGUAAAGAAACGGCUCUUUACCUUUAAAAUGCCACGUUUAUUGAGAGAGCACUGAAACCUUUAAAUAUUUUUUAUCUGCAUAUUUUUUCAGUUUCCCACACCAUUAUUUUAAAAGGUAAACAUCUUUUGCGCAGGCAUUUAGCUUGCCAACAUAUUUCCUUUUGGCUCUUCAAAUUGCAGUUGUGUUUGCAGUGCUGUCAGUUUUGCUCUCAGUGUUAUGUUGAGUAAUAAUUAGCAUAUAAUUGUCUACAGAAGCAAGAACAAUCGGAGGGAACAAAAAUGUCUUCUGUUAUUAAUAGUGAAGACCAUGUCAGUGCCGAUGUGUGAUAAAGCAUUAGCUAGUCCCCCAGUCUUGCCAGCAGUAGGCUAAGGAAAGCCCUACAAAACAUUUCCAUUCCCUGGAGAACAACAUUUCUUUUCUUACAAGGGUCCCUGGGAUUUAGAAUUGCCACUAUACUGACCUUUUCAAAUGACAUUGCCAUUCCGGAAUGAAGGUACGGUCCAUUUGUUUUCCUUCCUGCAGUGCAGUGUGCAGAGAUGCUGCAUUUCCUUUUUACAGAUCACAUAGGAACUUGAGACAUGAGGCAUUCCUAAUAAUUUGAUGCAGUGUAUGCCAAGAAUGGAUGAUAAUGUGUUUUUACUGGUACGUUGUUUUUUUUAAAGAGGUGCUUCUAGUACCAUUGCUAUACCAGACUGUUGAAAAAUUUGGCCAUUCCUUUCAGAAGUAAUUCUGAGCCUGUGGGAUAACAGCAGGCAGUGGACUGAUAGCAAAGCUAUCAAGACAGGUUUUUGGAAGCCUACAUUUUAAAAUAGUUUAUAGUGCUCAUCGAUUGCACAUACUGUAAGAGUUAGGUAGUAAACCAAUAGGGAUUGUUUUCUCACCUAAAAAUUUGCGUACUAUUACAUCAUCUACCAAUUUUUUAGAUAACACAAAAUAGAAAAUGCAAAUACAUAUGCUUACAGAUACAUGAUAUUUAGACUGGGAAAAAAUAAUGGGCAGAGUUUAGUUUAUAAAAAGUUAAUUGUAUGGAAGCAAGAUUUCUAUAUUGUUUUUUAAAGAAAGCCCUUAAUCUUUCUACUAAUAAUCCAUAUGAAGCCAGUGCCCUGGAAAUUUUUGUCAUUUACUGUUUAAAGAAAUUUGAUUCCAAGUGUUCCUUUUUCAAAGGAACUAUCCUAGAACAAAAUAGCCUAUAUAUUACUUGGUCUACAUUUAAAGGGGAAAACAAGCAAUAUUUGAAAGCCCAGUUUUUGUCUUUAUCUUAUUUUAGAUACAAGUAACUGGAAAGAAAGUUUUAACCUUUAAUAUUUCAUGUUCUGUUUUUCACCCAGUAUUUUCCUUCCUUGUUAAUUAUAUACUUACAAAGUCAACUUACUUUUUGGAAAUGAAUCUUCUUUAAAGAAAACAAAACAAAAUUUACAAUGCUGCUCUUGAUAGUUAAUGUUUGCAUAUACAUGGAAAGCCUUUUUUUCUUCCAAACAAUAUUUAAUAAACAUUUUAAUGUUUGUGUAAAUAUCUCAUGCAUGGUUGGAUUGGAAUUGUAAAAGACUUAAUCCUGCCUAAGUCUUUGAACUAAAUACUACACACCCACUAAAUUAGGAUUGGCCAAUUAAAUUUACCUUAUGUAGUUUUGGAAUAAUAUAACAUUCGACAUGUAUAUAAAUAGUGUAUAUUGGCAUUUGUGAAAUUUUAUACAUCCAGAAGUUUCUUCUUCCCUUUAAAUUAAAAAUAAUUUUAUUUUUGCCAUACUAUAAUUUUAUGUUGCAGGCUGUUGAUAGUAUAAAAAUGUUAUUAAAUCUGUGUACUGAGAUAUUUUGGUGUUAAUAAGAAAUACAGGGUUGUAAUUUUGCUUUCUUCUCCAUGAUCUUAUGGAUUGUAUUUAUUUUAAGACCUGUUUAUAAUUAAAUGUUUUCUGCCAAAGAAAUUGUCUAACAUCAGAUUUCUACACUGGGUUCAUACUUACUGUUUUAUAUUAAAAAUAAAAAUAACUUCUGCUUUUUCAUAUGAAAUCUUGGUACAUGAGAAAGAAUUCCUGAAAAUUUAUAGUAACAUUUUCAUUAAUAUAGAAAAAUUUCUCAUGGGUGUUAAAAUAUAUGAAGUAGGAUAUGUUCUUAUAGUUUGGAAAAUGUACAUUCUACUAAACAUUGUCUUGUAAUUUGGUGAUUUAUUUAUAAAAUUACCUGAAAAUGAAA
Messenger RNA from Pteropus alecto (black flying fox), 4552 nucleotides. RefSeq names its product signal transducing adaptor molecule 2 (gene STAM2). Gene Ontology annotation, molecular function: phosphatidylinositol binding; ubiquitin binding. Gene Ontology annotation, biological process: signal transduction. Gene Ontology annotation, cellular component: endocytic vesicle. The record is from RefSeq and is a predicted model, not a curated record. NCBI's taxonomy places the organism in Eukaryota, Metazoa, Chordata, Mammalia, Chiroptera, Pteropodidae. The transcript has 15 exons. Bases 546 to 2033 code for a protein of 495 amino acids.